Messenger RNA from Chlorocebus sabaeus (green monkey), 4640 nucleotides. It is a transcript of the gene PRPF38A, whose product is annotated as pre-mRNA processing factor 38A. The record is from RefSeq and is a predicted model, not a curated record. NCBI's taxonomy places the organism in Eukaryota, Metazoa, Chordata, Mammalia, Primates, Cercopithecidae.
GGGCGCAUGACGUAAAUCCGCUAACAGGCAGCCGCCAUCAUUGAUUCGAUCGGCGCCGCGGGGCGCGCAAGGUCUUUGCGCCGAGGUGUUUCCAGUUUCAAGAUGGUGGCCUAAGCUGUUUAGUGAAACUUCUACCGCUCUCCAUUCCCCUAGGUGUUUUUUUCUGAACCUGGAUGUGACGAAUUAAAGGAUCCGACGGAAAUAGAAUUGAAGGCAUUCUAAAAUGGCUAACCGUACAGUGAAGGAUGCGCACAGUAUCCACGGCACCAACCCUCAAUAUCUGGUGGAGAAGAUCAUUCGAACGCGAAUCUAUGAGUCCAAGUACUGGAAAGAGGAGUGCUUCGGGCUUACGGCUGAACUUGUAGUCGAUAAAGCCAUGGAGUUAAGGUUUGUGGGUGGCGUCUAUGGUGGCAACAUAAAACCAACACCCUUUCUGUGUUUAACCUUGAAGAUGCUUCAAAUUCAACCCGAGAAGGAUAUCAUUGUAGAGUUUAUCAAAAAUGAAGAUUUCAAGUAUGUUCGCAUGCUGGGGGCACUUUACAUGAGGCUGACAGGCACUGCAAUUGAUUGCUACAAGUACUUGGAGCCUUUGUACAAUGACUAUCGAAAAAUCAAGAGCCAGAACCGAAAUGGGGAGUUUGAAUUGAUGCAUGUUGAUGAGUUUAUUGAUGAACUAUUGCACAGUGAGAGAGUCUGUGAUAUCAUUCUGCCCCGGCUGCAGAAACGCUAUGUAUUAGAGGAAGCUGAGCAACUGGAGCCUCGAGUUAGCGCUCUGGAAGAGGACAUGGAUGAUGUGGAGUCCAGUGAAGAGGAAGAAGAGGAGGAUGAGAAGUUGGAAAGAGUGCCAUCACCUGAUCACCGCCGGAGAAGCUACCGAGACUUGGACAAGCCCCGUCGCUCUCCCACACUGCGCUACAGAAGGAGUAGAAGCCGGUCUCCCAGAAGGCGGAGUCGAUCUCCCAAAAGGAGAAGCCCCUCCCCCCGCCGAGAAAGGCAUCGGAGCAAGAGUCCAAGACGUCACCGCAGCAGGUCCCGAGAUCGGCGGCACAGAUCCCGUUCCAAGUCCCCAGGUCAUCACCGUAGUCACAGACACAGGAGCCACUCAAAGUCUCCCGAAAGGUCUAAGAAGAGCCACAAGAAGAGCCGGAGAGGGAAUGAGUAAUGGACUGUUUGGUUUUAGUCCACAUGGCCUCCUGUGGAUAUGAGGAUAUCUGUCUAUGUGAAAGGAUUAAGAUCUCCCCCAGGCAGCUAUAAAAAUAUUUUAAUUUUUUUCUUAUCAAGUUUCUCAACCUUUAUUUUUAAUGAAGGAGGUGCUAAGUUUUGUAUCUCUUUUUAAUCAUAAUCAACAUCAGUUUUUGACCCAACUAACCUUGACUGUAUUCGAACUUAUGAGUAGAAAGGAUCUGGAGGUUGGGGAUAUGAAUGACAAGGAAAGGAUGUGGCCACCUGAUGACCCUUUCCCUUUUUAUUAAACUGGACACACCUGUUUCCCAUUUCUCUGUAGUUUAGUUUUUGGUUUGUUGUGGUUGGAACUGCUUUGAGAAUCCUGGGAUUUGUGCUGCUGCUAUUAUUUAAAGAUCAAAGGAGUAAAACAUAGUAGCUCCUAACUUUUUCCCAGCAGCAGCAAGUGGUAAUAAACACGAAACCUGGUUAGCAGUUUUGAAAGAACAGAAUGCAUUCAAAUGUAAGGCUUCCUCUGGAUCAUUAAAGCCAGUUUCAUCCAACAGUUCAACAGAGAGCGGCACUUAAUACCCUUUAUACAGCCCAUUUUUUCUUAGUUUCAUUUGUUCUUGCCCACAAGCUUGAAAUCCAGGUUAAGGUAUCUAGCCUUUAUCAUAUAAGCAUUGACAUUAUCCAGGCCUAGUCAGUAGCAGUAGGGUAACAGGAUUGAAAAAGAUUUGAUGAAGAGGAAAGUAUCUAAUAUUAGUCAUGGUUUUGACCUCAAUUGCUAGACAAUAGUGCCACUCAAAGUCAGAAAAUACCACAGGAGGAGACAGCUUUUAGAAUGGCAGAGAAUUAGGGGAUUGUGGUAGUCAUGAAAAUUAUGCAUUCAGUUGAACAAGUUUGAGCUUUGGUAUAGCUAAAAACAAAAGCCCAUAAAGUUGGAGAUGGGGACCAGAGUUUAACAUAACAAUCUAGGCCAGAAUUGACAAUGUUUAAGUAAUUGUGGAAUCUGUCAGUAAGACUUCUAGAGUGUUUAUAUGUAUCAGAAAUGCACACAACAGAACCACAGGCAACACCAACACUGGUGACAGGAAGAAGCAGAAGUCACCUAUUGAAAACUGGAAUGGCCCAUUCAGAAAGACAGGAGAAUUAGGAGAGGUGAAAGCAGCCCAAGGGUCAAGAAUGCAGAAGCAAAGGAAGGACUAAAAAGCCUCCAUGGACAUUGAUAAUCAAGAGAUUAUUAAGAUCUUUGCUAGAAGCGUUCCUUUACUUGUACUUAACUACCUUUAGAAGAGAAAAGUCAAUGACAUCCUGCAACUAUAGUCCCAGUAGGAACUGUGAAGACCAGCUGCCCUGCAGGAUCCAGUUUUUCUUGGGAGGUCGUAUCUGGUCAUAAGGUAAACAUUCUAUGCAUUCUAUUGCCUGCUCCUGAACUGAAAGACUUCUGCAGCAGUAUUAAAGCAUUUAUAAUCUUAUUUGAGCUUUCAUAUUCUUCAGUGAUUCCUUUCAUAAUACCUGAGUUAAUAAAAGUGGUCUUAAAGAGCUCUUACGGUUUCUGAUACAACUACAUAGGACUACCUUUUAGGAUUAAAUAUAAGCAUCUCUGUGUAAAUGUAUUACAAUGUCCUAGCAGUUAUUUCUUUAUGAAAGUGAUCUAGGUAGAAAGAAAUGUCUUCUAGCUAAAUGACCCAUGGACCAACCAAGCUGUCAAUCCAGUACACUCUUAAAAUAAAACUUUAUCUUAAAAUACGUUUUAAGUAAAAAUAAACCCACACACAAAAAAAGCCCAACAAAUUUUAGUAACAGAAAUAAACCUCCCUAAACAAACAUUAAAUAAAACAUACUUGUUUAGACAUAUGGUAAAAUGUGGACCAAAACUGAGGUAUCACAGCCAACCAACAGCAGGAAAGGGAGCAUCCCUAUUCUUUAAUUAGAAUAAGGAGGUAAGAGGAAGGCAUGCUGAAUGUCUGUAGAUAUCGUUUUGAUAAAAUUACACAGGAGAUGGAGCUUAAGGACAAACCUUGCUGUAAGGCUCUUUCUGUCAUCUAUGUGCUUGCCUAUGGAUGAAGCAUUUUAAACUUUUUGACUAAAGCAUACAUUUUAAAAACGUAUUUUACAUCUUACCUCUGUACACGUAUCUAUGUACUGAGACAAAUUUCAGGAAAGAAUACUUACUAUGCAAAGUGAAUUCUGGUAUUUCCUACUUGAUAACAGUUUUUAAUUGGAUGCAAACCACUUAAUCGAUUUCACUUCCAAUAAUUUGAAAUACACUGCCUUAAAAGCUUUGCCCUAGGGCACAAUCGCCUUUUAAUAUUAAGAAAUUAAGGGAGAUGUGUUCCAAGGGGCAAAAGAAAUAAUGGAUUUUUGGCCGGGCGCGGCAGCUCACGCCUAUAAUCUCAGCACUUUGGGAGGCCAAGAAGGGCAGAUCACUUGAGGUCGGGAGUUUGAGACCAGCCUGGCCAAUGUGGAGAAACCCUGUCUCUACUAAAAAAUACAAAAUUAGCCAGGCAUGGUGGCACAUGCCUGUAAUCCCAGCUACUCAGGAGGCUGAGGCAGGAGAAUCGCUUGAACCCAGGAGGUGGAGGUUGCGGUGAGCUGAGAUCGUGCCAUUGCACUUCAGCCUGGGCAAAAAGAGCGAAACUCCAUCUCGGAAAAAAAAGAAAAAAAGAAAGAAUAGGUUUGGUGAGAGGGUUCCAAUAUAACAACCCAACUUAAAGCUCAUUCCUCUAACCUCUUCCUGUUAUUCUUCAGUAGAUCGAAGAGAGUGAUUAGAAAAGAAUUAUCACAGAUUGCCUACUCCCUCAGAAAGGUUAAUGUGACAAAUUCACACAUUCAAAAAAGAUAGCAGACAUGAACUUUUAAACAAGCACAGACAUUCAAAAGAGAUGGAAAAUAAGAUUGGUGGAGUUUCAAGGCCUUACUAGAAACCACAAAACAUAAAACAGCACAGAGAAGAUAAGUUGGAGAAAAAAAAUGGAAAAGAGAAAUAUAUAGAAUAAAAUAUUCUGAUGGUUUAAAAAGAAUCGGCUGGGCGCAAUGGCUCACGCCUGUAAUCCCAGCACUUUGGGAGGCCGAGGCGGGCGGAUCACGAGGUCAGGAGAUCAAGACCAUCCUGGCUAACAUGGUGAAACCCCGCCUCUGUUAAAAAUACCAAAAAACUAGCCGUGCGUGGUGGCGGGCGCCUGUAGUCCCAGCUACUCGGGAGGCUGAGGCAGGAGAAUGGCAUGAACCUGGGAGGUGGAGCUUGCAGUGAGCCGAGAUCACACCUCUGCACUCCAGCCUAGGCAACAGAGUGAGACUCCAUCUCAAAAAAUAAAAAGAAUUAAAUGGGGUCAGGAUGGUCUGAGAUCCUGUAACAAGGCAGCAACGAAGCAAAAGGCUCCAAAGAUUUGAGAAAAAGCGUGCCAGAAAUUUUAUACUUUACGAAGGCUAUAGAUGUCCUCAAGUUUGUAAAAACUUAAAAGUACAAAUCAUGA